This is a messenger RNA of Marchantia polymorpha subsp. ruderalis, 3972 nucleotides long. NCBI's taxonomy places the organism in Eukaryota, Viridiplantae, Streptophyta, Marchantiopsida, Marchantiales, Marchantiaceae. The record is from the annotation of a GenBank genome assembly.
CUCGGGUCCCCCCUCCUUCCCUCUCUCUCCCUCUCCCGCGCGCGCAGGUCCCUGUGCUGCUGCUGCUGCUGCAAUCCACCGACGAGCGAGCUGCGCUGUAGCAUAGCAAUAGCAUGAGCAAUAGCAUUAGCAGUAGCAUAGAGACAGCAGAGAAGUAGAGUAGAGCAGAGCAGAGCAGAGGGUGGGGGGAGUGGUGUGGACUCGGGAGGGAGGAAGCGGUUCGUCUUGCGUCGUUCGGCUUUCUGCAUGAGCAGGCGAGGAAAUGUGGAAGGUCGAGAGCGAUGGCUUCGGGUGGGAGCAGCAGAUAAUGACAUGGCAGCUCGGUGGCAGCCGCGCAACUUUCACCUUCACCUGCACCUGCACUGCGAUCGAGCUCGAGCUGGCUUCGGGUCAGCGUCUGCGUCUGAACUUCGCUCGCGCCCAAGUGGUGUAGAUUGCGUACAGAAAAAUAAUAAUCUUCUUCCUGUGACCACGACGACUGCUUGCUGCUUCCACUAGGAAGCAGAGAACGAGAGCUAGAGAUUUUGAGAGCGACGGAGCCGUGGGCGAAUGCGGAGUCGCAAGCGAAUGAUCGACUCUCUGGAAGCCCAAAAAAAGUUGCCGAGACUGCGGGUCGUUGUCCCGGUGGUGGUGGUGGUGGUGAUGAUGAUGAUGGUGGUGAUGGUUGUGUGAUGAUUCGCAGCUGAACUUUGCUCGGGCAAGAAUGCGUUACAGGGCGAGCAGGCCGACGAGGAGGAAGACAUCGUACGGUGGGGCCUGAAGGAUUUUCGCGAGGAGAACAGAGCAGUAGAUUUUUAGAGCAUAGGGAGGGGAGGGGAGUGUGGUAGCAGAGACGUGAAAAUAAGGUGAGCGAGCAGCUGUCAGCUGAGUGGUGACGAUACGCGAGGGCUGCAGACGUGACAGAACUUCAUCCGUUGGCUCACGGCUCCUGAUUAAGAAUUUGCCGAUGGCACUCGAACCGAUCAAAUCGUUCGUGGAGUAGAGAUUGUUUAUUUAGACGAAAUGAUUUUCCAUUUUCUGGCAGAACGUAUUAUUCGAUUGGAGGAAGCUCGAGGUUGCUGCUGAGAAGGUGCCAGUUGCUGCUGAGCCCAGGGAGGGCAGAAAAUGACGCUCAUGAAGAUGGCGUCCUUCAGCAACAAAAUGCAGAACGAUCUGCUCCCGGAGGACUCUUCCAUCAUUUUCCCAAUGCCCACCCUCCUGGUCUCAGAUGUCUCAACCACCGUCAACAGGGGACAUUGCCGAUCGCUGAGUGCUCCGGCAGAGGCUACAGCUACUACAGCACCAUGGGAUUUAUCCCCUGGCGCAUUUCAGCACUUGAAAGAGAAUUGGCAGGGUUGGAAAUGGAAAAUGAUGAAGAAGAACAAUGGAGACAAGAAGAAGCGGGCUCUAUACGACCGCAGGGUUGCUCUGGAAGAAGAUGUGGCUCACUUGCAAACUCAGCUCAAGACGGAGAGAGCAGUGCGACAAGGCCUAGAGAGAGCUUUGGGUCAAGGUCAAAGCAAUAAAAGAGUUCCAAUAUCGCUGCCCGGAGAUAUUCCGGCUUCUACCUUCUCUCCAAAGGCGAAGGAGUUGAUUACAGAGAUUGCGAAUCUCGAGACUGAAGUGGCGAGUUUGGAGCAUCACGUUCUGUCUCUCUACCGAAAGGUUCUAGAUCAGCAGAUGUGUACAUCUCCUCCGUUGUCUUCUGUGUCCUCUGUGCAUAAUGUACCGAAUUUAUCGGGUCUAUCAACACCGACAGAUAUUAGCGCCCCAGCGCAACAACGACUCUUUUCCAAAAUUUCGCUCAAGCGCAAAAGCGCAGCGUUAACAUCAUCCCAUCGCCGCAAUGUGUCUUCUGCCACUACCUCUGGCACUAAUGAGACACAGAUAGAAGUGGCCUCUGCGUUCCAGACCAAAUCAAGGCAUGGUUCGCUGCUGGGAGGAGCCUUUAACUGUAUCGAUGGAAGCUCGGCGCAAGAAACUUCACAGCAGCUCUCCUCGUCGUCCACAAUUUUGGUGCUUCAAGAUCCCAAUACCUCUUCGGUGGAACAAGGGAAGUCAGAAAUUGUGGCUGCAACUUCUAGAGAAAAUUCUAAGAAGGAAGCAUUUCUAGCAUCACCUCAAACAACGGCGCUGGCUCUACUCAGUUCAGGUCCUCACUCAGCUCCAGCAUCGGAGAGUGGGUUCGGAAAGUACUCGGAGAGCCCGAGGCUGUACCCGGGAACUCCCAACAGGCUGUCGGAGGAGUUGGUCAGGUGCAUGGCAGCCAUAUACUGCAAACUCGCAGAUCCGCCACUGUCAGCCAGCUCGGCCCCAAUCUCACCCUCAUCCUGCUCAUCGUCCUCCUCGGGCUCGUCGAUGACAACGACCUCGUCUUCACCGCGAGGCUUCUCCACCGACAGCUGGGCCGGCAGUCCGGGAUGGCGAGGAGCUGACAACACUUCGGAAGUGGCGGCUCUCGUGGACCCCUUCCAGCUCAAGGAUCGCAAGGGGGACGUAGUGGGAGCAUACAGCUCCGCCGUCGAAGUCCCGUGGAUCUGCGUCGACAAAGACCGCCUCACUUACGCCGCUCGUGCACUCAGAAACUUCCGAUCCAUGGUGGAGCAGCUGGAGAAGGUCGAUCCCGGUCUCAUGAAGCACGAGGAGAAAAUGGCUUUCUGGAUCAACGUGUACAACGCCCUCAUGAUGCAUGCUUACUUGGCUUACGGAAUUCCUCGCAGCCACUUGAAGAGACUCUCCCUCGUGCAAAAGGCUUCAUACAAAGUCGGACCUCACUCAAUCAAUGCACACAUGAUCGAGCACUGCAUUCUCGGCUGUCGAUCCCGGAGACCGACUCAGUGGCUUCAAACGUUUUUCUCGACCGCAUCCAAGUUCAAAUCAGGAGAUGAACGAAAAUCCUAUGCCCUGGACAAGGUCGAACCUUUAGUGUGCUUUGCCCUUUGCUGUGGUGGUCGAUCAGAUCCUGCGAUUCGGGUCUACAGCGCAAAACACGUGCGACAAGAGCUCGAGUGUGCCAGAAGAGAUUAUCUACAAGCCAGCAUUGGUAUCCGAAGUGGAAGUCGAGUGCUUCUACCGAGAAUUUUGGAGUGGUAUGCCCGGGAAUGCUCCAUCGCACACUCCAACCUUCUCGAGUGGGUUUGCCAAUUUGUGAGCGACAAGCAGCAGGCAGCGAUCAAAAAGUUCCUCUCAUCGAAAUCUCAAAAGAAUGCUGCGAACUGUGUGGAAUGGCUUCCAUACAACAGUACCUUCCGUUACAUCUUCGUCAGAGACCUCGCAAGGCUUGCUCCCUUGACAACGCAAUGAGGAAGUCAACUUCUUCGGGUGUAAAUAUCAAUCAAUUUAUUGAAAAUUGUAUUCUAGUUUCACCAGCUGGCAUGGCAGGACACUUCAGCUACGUGGGAAUUUGCACCUACUGACGUCCCGUAUCGUUAUCAUGACGAGCAAACACUCCACUCCAGUGCACUCACUGUGCUGGUCAAGCGCGAAGGAUGGGUCCAUCCAUGUCCAUAGCUGAACAACUCUGCUGUUGCGCUCAUUACGAUGGGAGCCAUCGUCGCUUGCUAUGUGCUGAGGUGCUGGGCUGUCGAGUCCUACCAUUCUCGGGUGCUACAGCUUUUCCUGUUAGAUUAUAAUGAUGUACAUAAUAACGCUUGAUUGAGGGUUUUUGUAAGAGCUGAACCGCUUCCUACCCUCCGUAUGAGAGUCACACUCUUCGCCAGGUUCGUCCCAUAUCCAUCAGCGUGGACUGGGAUGUCGAGACGUGUACUGGCGAGGGGAAGGUGAUGGAGAGAACUGAGAACGAGAACUCAAAAGCCGCAGAGCCCAGCAUUAGUGCUUUACCGUAUAAUUAGACGGCCUUUAUCUUGAAGUAAAUGCGCCUUUGAGUGCGAUAAUUGGUUCGUGUUCGCGUUGUGCAAAAUCUUCCCCCCUGAGGUUGUGCAUUUUCCAGCUACUAUUGCUAUUUUUUUAUAUAUGUUUAUUUUCCCCAGAGCU